Macrosiphum euphorbiae (potato aphid) is the source of this 1194-nucleotide messenger RNA. Lineage: Eukaryota; Metazoa; Arthropoda; Insecta; Hemiptera; Aphididae. The record is from the annotation of a GenBank genome assembly.
AUGUAUUUCAUUUGGCUUACAGUAUUAGCUUUCUUUAUUAGAAUAUUAAUGAUCCUUUUCUCACAAUGGUAUGACAAUGAUGACACAGGUGUUCAUUACACCGAUAUUGACUACAAAAUAUUCACAGAUGCAGCUCAACAUAUGUGGGAAGGUAACUCUCCCUAUAUGAGACCAACAUACAGAUACACUCCAUUAAUAGCCAUGUUACUUAUACCAAAUAUUUUACUACACAACUGUUGGGGGAAGCUAUUAUUUUCAGCGUUUGAUUUGGCUAUUGCCAUUAUUAUACGUAAAUUAGUUUCAAAAUCCCAUCCUGGUCUUAGUAAUGUGUGUGCUUACUUAUGGUUAUACAAUCCUUUAAGUAUUGUUAUUUCAACUCGUGGAAAUGCUGAUUCUAUUUCUUGUUUUCUUGUUCUUAUAACAUUGCUUGCUCAUAUCAAAAGUCGUUAUAUAUUAUCUGCAAUUUUUCUUGCAAUAUCUGUGCAUGUACGGAUUUAUCCCAUUAUUUAUUGUUUAGUAUAUUAUUUGUCUAUUGGUUCUGAUAAUAAUUAUUCAUCGCUAUCUAAAAUGAUUCUUAUUCGGCUUUUCCCUUCUCGCAAGAAAAUAUUAUUUGUUGUCACAUUUAUUUUGUCAUUAAUUGUAGUAACAUGGCCUUGGCAUUAUUUUUAUGGCCAACAGUUUUUGGAUGAAGCAUAUUUAUACCAUAGUCGUCGAUUAGAUGUACGUCAUAAUUUUUCCAUUUAUUUUUAUUUUAAUUAUUUACUAUCUAGCUUUGAUAAAACAUCAAUAAUAUACAGUAUAGCAACAAAACUUCCUAUGUUAAUACUAUUAGUGUCCACGUCAUUCAAAUUUUCCAGUACCAAAGACUUACCUUUCUGCUUGUUUUGUUUAUCUUUUAUUAUGGUUGCAUUUAACACUGUCAUGACUUCUCAAUAUUUUGUAUGGUUUGUGUCAUUUUUACCAUUGUGUUAUCCAUUUAUUAACCUAACGUGUACUGAAACUAUAAAUCUGGUCAUGAUUUGGGUAGUACCUCAAAUUGGAUGGCUUUCAUUUGCUUAUUGCUUAGAGUUCUUAGGUUUCAAUACAUUUCAGUUAAUUUGGGUUGAAUCACUUAUGUUUUUUUUAGCCAAUGUUAAAGUUUUAUCAAUAACAAUUGAUUACUAUAAAUGUAACAAGUUAAAAAAAAAAUUGUAA